AUGGCCACCGCAACGCAAACGCGGACUGUGCCUGCAGGCGAAGCCGUUCAGAACUCCACUGCCACCAGUGACUCGGACUUUGCGCGCGCCAACCUCACCUCAAAGUUGCCCAAGGAUCUGCAAGGGAACCCAAUCCCCCGCUCCAAACAUUGGGGUUAUGACUUGACGCUGCUCCGACGUCGACCAGACCUCGUCAACAUUGUGCUGGUGGCAGGCUUCACGCUGUUCAACACCUCUGCCUUUGCCCACGACCUUUACGACGACCUCACCGCACGCUUCGGUUCCUUCCAGCUGCGCUUCUUCGGUACCUGGAUCAUCACCACUGCCGUCCUUUGGGGACUGUCGGCGUUGUAUGCCUACGCGGAUCUGACUCGUCGGCCGCAAUGGCUGUGGAAAUACAAGGUGCAGCCGUUUGUGCGGGUCAGCGGCGCCGAGUACAGGAAGAUCGCCCUGGGUGCUCUGCGCAAUCUCGUAUUCGUCUCGACCCCCGUCACGCUGGCCGGUGCGAUUCUGCUGCCAAGUCCGACCACGUCCGACCAGCUUCCCGGUCCGUUGCGCAUUGUUGCCACGAUUCUCUUUGAUGUACUGUGCACCGAGGUGGGCUUUUUCUACAUCCACCGCUGGUUCCACUCACCCUCGAUGUACGCCCGCUUCCACAAGCAGCACCACGAGUACACCGCCCCCGUCGCUCUCGCUGCUACGUACUGCACCAUGACCGAGCACCUCUUCUCCAACCUGCUGCCCAACGUGCUAGGCGCCCUCAUCGUGCCUCACCACUGGAGUCAGUACGUCUUCACCUUCGUCUUUCUCGAAGUUGGAACCAUCCAGGCCCAUUCGGGCUACUACAUCCCCGGCUUCCACAGUCCACUCCAGCACGACUUCCACCAUUUCGCCUUCACCGAGAACUUCGGUCCCAUUGGAGUGAUGGAUGCGCUCCACGGGACGAAUCUUCGAUACCGCAAGACGCUCGCCGAGGCCAAGAGACAGAACAAUGGCGACGAGGUGCUGGCGCGCUUGGAGGUGCUUUCGUUCCUGGCCAAGGCCGAGGUGGACGAGAUGCAGGCGAUCAAGGCGCAGACUCGGAAGGCUUUGUAA
Messenger RNA from Kalmanozyma brasiliensis GHG001, 1095 nucleotides. Its product is annotated as Fatty acid hydroxylase. The coding region runs from base 1 to 1095 and encodes 364 amino acids. The record is from RefSeq and is a predicted model, not a curated record. Gene Ontology annotation, biological process: sterol biosynthetic process. Gene Ontology annotation, molecular function: iron ion binding; C-4 methylsterol oxidase activity. NCBI's taxonomy places the organism in Eukaryota, Fungi, Basidiomycota, Ustilaginomycetes, Ustilaginales. The transcript has 2 exons.